Messenger RNA from Kwoniella mangroviensis CBS 8507, 447 nucleotides. RefSeq names its product 60S ribosomal protein eL24. The coding region runs from base 1 to 447 and encodes 148 amino acids. Gene Ontology annotation, molecular function: mRNA binding; structural constituent of ribosome. Gene Ontology annotation, cellular component: cytosolic large ribosomal subunit. The transcript has 4 exons. NCBI's taxonomy places the organism in Eukaryota, Fungi, Basidiomycota, Tremellomycetes, Tremellales, Cryptococcaceae. The record is from RefSeq and is a predicted model, not a curated record. Gene Ontology annotation, biological process: cytoplasmic translation.
AUGCGAGUCGACAGGUGUGAUUUCUCUGGGUACAAGGUUUACCCCUCAAGGGGAAAGGUCUACGUUAGAGGUGACUCUAAGACCUUCCGAUUCCUUAACCACAAAUCCGAAUCUCUCUUCCUCCAAAGAAAGAACCCCCGAAAGAUCGCUUGGACUCAAGUAUACCGACGAAUGCACAAGAAGGGUAUCACUGAGGAAGUUGCCAAGAAGAGAUCUAGAAAGAACGUAAAGGUUCAACGAGGUAUCGUCGGUGCCGAUCUCGCCUCCAUCCUCGCCAAACGAACUGCCAAACCCGAAGUCCGAGCUGCCGCCCGAGCUGCUGCCAUCACCAAGGCCAAGACUGAGAAACGUGACAAGGAAGCUUCCAAGGCAGCCAACCGAUCCACCCAAGCUAACCAACCUAAAGUAUCAAAACAAGCUAUGAAAGGUGGUAAAGGUGGUCGAUAA